GACGAAUUCGUUUGAGUUGUUUUCCUUCGUUUCACACACACAACCCCAACUGUUUGAAUCGAACGUAAAGUGAAUACGUAAUUUCCUCACGUUUUGGCAAGCUUAUCAAAUCGAGUUUUCUCAGAAAUGAAUUUGCUGUCGAACGUACAUUUAGGAUUGAGCGAUCCAACCUCGAAUCCCCAAAGGACGACCCACAUCAUCACGAACGAUUAUCAGUAUUAUCAUUACAAAUGCGAUGGUUUUGAUGAUGUGGGAUGGGGUUGUGGAUACAGAACUCUCCAGACCAUUGCCUCCUACCUUUCACUCCAGCAGCAGCCAGGUAAAAAAGCUGGACAAGUUCCAAGUCUCAAGGAAAUUCAAGAAACACUAGUUGCCAUUGAAGAUAAGAAGAAAUCUUUUGUAGGAUCAAGAGAAUGGAUUGGAAGUUUUGAAGUGUGUUUAGUAAUUGACAAGCUUUUUGAUGUUCCCUGCAAAAUUCUCCAUUGUCCUUCUGGUGAAAAUGCAAUGACAGACAUUUUUCCAAAGUUGGAAGAACACUUUGCCAAAUCAUCCGCCCGACCAAUUAUGAUGGGCGGUGAUCACGAUGCUUCUUCUAAAGGAGUCCUCGGUACUUGUUGCGUCGACAAUGACCACUGGCUGCUGGUUCUGGACCCUCAUUAUUACCACCAACGAGGACAACAUCAAACAUCUGCUGUCAAACUCCAGAAAGAAGGAUACGUCAGAUGGACACACACGAGUGAAUUUGACAAGCAAUCAUUUUACAAUAUAUGUCUCCCUCAAUUCAACAGCAGCAGCUAGCGACGUAUAAUAUAUGUACAAUAUUAUGACAUUAUUGUUAUGGUAUCCGGAAAAAAAUAUAAUGUAUGCGUGUAAA
Daphnia pulex (common water flea) is the source of this 874-nucleotide messenger RNA. It is a transcript of the gene Ufsp1, whose product is annotated as ufm1-specific protease 1-like. Lineage: Eukaryota; Metazoa; Arthropoda; Branchiopoda; Diplostraca; Daphniidae. The transcript is spliced from 4 exons. The coding region runs from base 127 to 798 and encodes 223 amino acids. The record is from RefSeq and is a predicted model, not a curated record.